UGUCAACACAGAACACAUGUGGUCAAUAAGCAUACAGUAUUUGACAUUCAGAUUUUCGACUUUUUAAAAUAAUAACCUAAAAAUGCCUGUCUCGCAAUUAGCUGAUGUCGGUGAUAACAAUGAAGAGUGCAAAACAUUUGUCUUCGAACAGGAAGGACACACUUUAGGGAAUGCCUUGAGGUGUAUUAUAUCAAAUUACAAAGAUGUUGAGUUCUGUGGAUACACUGUGCCACAUCCAUCAGAAGACAAGAUGCAUUUCAGAAUACAAAUGUGCAAAGGUGGAACUGCAAUAGAUGCCCUGAAGAGAGGAUUGAAAGAUUUAAUAUUGGUCUGUGAGCAUACAGAAAAACAAUUUGAUGAAGAAUUUUUAUCAUUUUCUGCAAAGAAUGGAUUAAACUUGUGAAUGUACACAUUGGAAUUUUA
Molecule: messenger RNA, 423 nt
Organism: Nicrophorus vespilloides
Lineage: Eukaryota; Metazoa; Arthropoda; Insecta; Coleoptera; Silphidae
Gene: l(2)37Cg
Product: probable DNA-directed RNA polymerases I and III subunit RPAC2
Exons: 3
Coding region: 83-403 (106 amino acids)
Biological process (GO): DNA-templated transcription
Cellular component (GO): RNA polymerase III complex; RNA polymerase I complex
Molecular function (GO): DNA binding; protein dimerization activity; DNA-directed RNA polymerase activity
Source: RefSeq, a predicted model, not a curated record